AUGAACGAGCUUGCUGCUAAAGACGACUACACUCCAUCAUCUCCAAACAAUAGCUGUGGCUACACGUCGGGCUCUGAGAGCGAGGUGGGGGACGAUAGCGACGGCGAGUAUGCACUACACCGCAGGAUGAGAACCAAGUUCACCUCUGAUCAGAUUUGCAGACUAGAACGAACAUUCAACAAACACAAAUACCUCGGUACAACUCAGAGGAGAAAGAUUGCUGAGAAAAUGAAGCUCUCUGAAACUCAGGUGAAAACAUGGUUUCAAAACAGAAGGAUGAAGCUGAAACGCGAGGUCCAAGACCUGCGACCAGAAUUAUUUUCUACUCCAGCAUCUCUGCUGCCUCCACUGGUCUUCGCCGCUCCGUCAUUUCAGCACCAAGCGCCUGGUGGACAGCUCCACAACUUCGCCCAGAGAACACAAGCGCUCUGCCCACAUCACAUCCCUUUGCAACAGAUGAUUCAUGGAAAACCAAUUCUCCCCAUGAUGUUGGCGCCCUGUUACUACUGACUGGACAGCAAUCCUAAAGACGGUUUCUUAAAGUAUAACUUCUGUUUUAAUAGUGAACUUCUGUUUAAUUAUUUGACUCGCAACUGGUUGAUUACAAUUGGGGAAUUUGUAUCUAGAAUCUAGAUCUGUCUCCAUCGUUGUCUGUUUUGAGGCUAUUGUAGACAUUUUAAUUACUUGCAAAGUACUACGUUUGAUGUAUAUAUAAAUAAAUAUAUAAAUAAAUAAACAUUUGAAUAUUACGUUUUUCACAAAUAAAAUGUGUAAUUG
Messenger RNA from Oncorhynchus keta (chum salmon), 777 nucleotides. It is a transcript of the gene ventx, whose product is annotated as ventral expressed homeobox. Gene Ontology annotation, biological process: regulation of transcription by RNA polymerase II. The record is from RefSeq and is a predicted model, not a curated record. The transcript is spliced from 3 exons. NCBI's taxonomy places the organism in Eukaryota, Metazoa, Chordata, Actinopteri, Salmoniformes, Salmonidae. Bases 1 to 510 code for a protein of 169 amino acids. Gene Ontology annotation, molecular function: RNA polymerase II cis-regulatory region sequence-specific DNA binding; DNA-binding transcription factor activity, RNA polymerase II-specific.